Molecule: messenger RNA, 2183 nt
Organism: Nelumbo nucifera (sacred lotus)
Lineage: Eukaryota; Viridiplantae; Streptophyta; Magnoliopsida; Proteales; Nelumbonaceae
Product: bZIP transcription factor 12-like
Biological process (GO): positive regulation of DNA-templated transcription
Cellular component (GO): nucleus
Molecular function (GO): DNA-binding transcription factor activity
Source: RefSeq, a predicted model, not a curated record
UUUAAGGUAAGCGAGUAAGCCACAGGCCAGCAGGCAGCAGGCAGCAGGCAGCAGGCAGCAGGCCACCCUCUGAGUUCUGAGAGAACAUCCAUUGAUUCCAUUGCCUUAACUCCCGAUUCUACUGGUCCAUCCCCGAAACCACCUCUCCCAAACCACUCCGGUUCUCCGGUAUUCUCACCACACUUCUCUUACUUGCCUGUUGCUUCCUCUCUCUCUCUCCGCGUAUUCAUUCAAACCGUAGCGAGACUCACGCGCCAGCUGAUGGAGGAUGGACUGAAGGAGAUUUCUCGGCUUUUCACUUUUUCUAAAUAGAGGGCAGUAGAAAUAUCAGAAACCCUAAAAAUCUGCAGCGAUGGCGUCUUCGAAGGUGAUGGCAUCUUCUGGGUCGGCGAAUUCGGAUCUGGCACGUCAACCCUCUAUAUAUUCGCGAACUGUUCCUGAACUUCAGAACGGUCAGAAGAAAAAAUUUGGCGGGUCUAUGAACAUGGACGAGCUUCUGAGAAAUAUGUACGGUGACAAUCCAGCGGCCGAGAUGAUUCCCCCUGCCGGAAGCGGCAGUGGCGAGGGUCAGGCGAAUGGUGCUGCAGGGAUGUCUUCUUUGGCUACACAGGGGAGCUUUACACUGCCGAAGAGUCACAAGCCAGUCGAUGAGGUGUGGAAGGAGAUCGCUGCUAGUGGUGGCGAUAGGAAAAUUAGGGCUGUUGAGGAGGGGCAGUAUUUCAAGGACCCGGCGAUCGAACAGAUGACUUUGGAGGAUUUUCUUGCAAAAGCCGGAGCUGUUCGAGAGGAGGAUGUGAGGAUUCCGCAGGUGUCUGGGGCGGGUCAAGGGGUUUAUCCAGUUGAUCCGCUGUUGGCUAAUCGGUUUCCACAGCAGCAGUUGGAGGGGUCGAUUGCGGGGUUUGGAAAUGGCGUUGAAGGAGGAGCGGCAGUAGGAGUAGGCAGGGGGAAGAGGAGAAUAGUGGAAGAGCCAAUUGAUAAGGCUGCUCAGCAGAGACAAAGGAGGAUGAUUAAGAACAGGGAGUCUGCGGCUCGGUCGAGAGAACGGAAACAGGCUUACACGGUUGAGCUAGAAUCCCUGGUAGCACAACUGGAGGAGGAAAAUGCUCGGCUGCUGAAAGAGCAGGCAGAACAAACAAAGAAGAGGUUUAUGCAGAGUAGAAUUAUAAGGAACAAAGAUGUGCUUCUUGCGACUGUAGCAUUGCAUUCCUUGCUGAUGGAAUAUGUGAUCCCAGUGGAGGAGAAACGCAGACCACCCCGUGUUCUUCGGAGAAUUCACUCUGUGCAGUGGUAGGAAUAGUUGUUAGUCCAUGAUGAAUGAGGUAGAAAGAACAUUUUAUUUUUCACAAUGCUAAAGUUGUAGAAGGAUUAGCACCUGCAACGAAGCAACAUAUUUGCUGUGAAAACGCAUCUGUGCGUCACGUAUUCCCACUGGUACUGGUUGAGAGCAGUAUUCGUUCUAUGAUUUCGCAGCUUACAUUUGAAAGUAUUUCUGUGAAGCUGAAGCUUGGUUGCAUAAUUGUGUACCAAAUAGAUGAACAGGGGGAGAAUGGUGUUGAGUGGUUGUGGGGUUAACUGGUGUUAAUUGGAAAAGAACAAGAAACACACCCAGAGAGACUUGAUGAUCUAUUUUUUUUAUUUAAUAUAAUAUAUCAACACCUUAGCAGCACAUUGAAGUUCAGCACAGCCACAGCACCUGCAGUCCUAUUUAUACUUACAGUCUCCGAUAUGCAUUUUUCUUCUUUGGGGUCCAAUUAUUUGGUUUCCCUAGAUCCUAAUUCGGAAUAUUUUUGAGAAGGAAUUCGUUGUAUAGAGAAAAUAUAGAUAGAAAAGUGGAUGGGAUUUGUCAUUUGUAUGAAUUAUGAACUUUAUUAACUAUGUAGUUCAUAGUUAAAGGAUUUUUUUUAGAGGUUGUGGUUUUCGUGGUUUCAGAAAGGAAAGGAUUCACUGGAGCUCCCUGCUCUGCUUAUCAUCUCUGGUCAGCCUUUUCCCACUACUAAAAGCAAAAUGAUUCAGAAAAGAAGCACUUGAAGCAAUUGGCUAUGAUAUAUUCAGAUGCAAAAUCAUGUAAUUCCUGCCCAUUAUCAGGGUCCAAGCAAUUGGCUAUGAUAUAUUCAGAUGCAAAAUCAUGUAAUUCCUGCCCAUUAUCAGGGUCCAAUCCAACAGUUAAUAGCACUUUGGUCCAA